AUGAAGAUGAGUGUGAGCAGCUCGCUGUAUGUGGGCGAUCUGGAGGCGGACGUGACUGAAGCCAUGCUGUUCGAGCGCUUCCGGUCGCUCGGUUCGGUUCAGUCGAUCCGAGUCUGCAGAGACCGACUCACCUGCCGCUCGCUCGGAUACGCGUUCGUGGGACACUUCAAGUCUCAAAAAGAGCGCGAGGCUGAAAUGCAGGCGAGGAACAAAGAGUUCACAAACAUUUACAUCAAGAACUUUGGGACGGAUGUGGAUGACGAGAUGCUGACGGAGAUUUUCAGUCAAUUCGGCCCGACCCUGAGCGUUCGGGUCAUGACGGAUGAGAAGGGACACUCGAGAGGCUUCGGUUUCGCCAGCUUUGAGAAGCACAGCGAUGCCAAACGGGCGGUGGAGGAGCUGAACCGGACGGAGCUGAACGGCAGGCGGGUGUUCGUGGGUCGUGCUCAGAAGAGACGAGAGCGUCAGGUGGAGCUGAAGCGGCGCUUCGAGCAGAUCAGGCAGGAGCGCAUGAUGCGCUAUCAGGGAGUCAAUCUCUACGUGAAAAAUCUGGACGACGGCCUCGAUGACGAGCGUCUGCGUAAAGAAUUCGCACCGUUUGGCACCAUCACCAGCGCUAAGGUGAUGAUGGAAGGCGGCCGCAGCAAGGGCUUCGGCUUCGUCUGCUUCUCGUCUCCCGAAGAAGCCACUAAAGCCGUGACGGAGAUGAACGGUCGUAUCGUGGCCACCAAGCCGCUGUAUGUGGCUCUGGCUCAGAGGAAGGAGGAGCGUCAGGCGCAUCUCACCAGUCAGUACAUGCAGAGGAUGGCUACCGUCAGAGCCGUGCCCAACCCCGUCCUCAACCCCUACCAGCCAGCGCCACCGUCCGGAUACUUCAUGGCCGCUAUUCCACAGGCUCAGAAUCGUGCUGCUUACUAUCCCACCAGUCAGCUCGCUCAGCUCCGCCCCAGUCCUCGCUGGGCCACUCAGGGAGUCCGCCCUCAGCAUUUCCAGAGCAUGCCCAACGCCGUCAGACCUUCGGGGCCCCGUCCUCAAGCCUUCGGCGCCAUGCGUCCAGCAAACCAGGUCCCGCGGGUGAUCACGCCCCAGCGCAUGGUGUGCUCUGUGUUCCCCACAGCCAUGGGCCCUCGCCCCACCGCCGCAGGGGCCGCCACAGGGACGGCUCAGGUGAGAGGAGUGCCGCAGUACAAAUACGCACCUGGAGUCCGCAACCCACAGCAGCACAUGCCCACUCAGCCGCAGGUGCCCAUGCAGCAGCCUGCUGUCCACGUUCAGGGUCAGGAGCCUCUGACGGCGUCUAUGUUGGCUGCCGCGCCUCCACAAGAACAGAAGCAGAUGCUGGGUGAGCGUCUGUUCCCGCUCAUCCAGAACAUGCAUCCCAGUCUGGCUGGAAAGAUCACCGGAAUGCUGCUGGAGAUCGACAAUUCCGAGCUGCUGCACAUGCUGGAGUCUCCGGAGUCCCUGAGGUCAAAGGUGGAUGAAGCAGUUGCGGUGCUGCAGGCUCAUCAGGCCAAAGAAGCUGCCCAGAAAUCAGUCCCCAGCACCGCUGUGCCAGCCGUCUAACACAAGAAUGGUUCUCUUUGGCCCUGUCUUCACCGAGAGGGACACAUUUAAAAAAAAAAAAAAAGUAAAUAAAUAUCGAAAAACCAGAAACUCGAACAGGAAAAAAACUAAACACGAUGACAUCCAAAUGUUUUGCCAGGUUGAGACUAAAUCUUGACCUUGUUUCUAUUUAAAAAUGUCCAAAAAAAUAGAAAACUUUUAAUUUUGAAAAUUCCAAAACAUUCCUUUCUUUUUAUUCCUCUUAAUGAAUGCUCGUUGUCAAUUGUGCUCUUGCAGUUGAUUGCUGAACAUUUGGAAAAGUACAUUGGAUUAAACUGCUUGGAUAAAUAAAACUAAACAUUUA
This is a messenger RNA of Sinocyclocheilus anshuiensis, 1906 nucleotides long. RefSeq names its product polyadenylate-binding protein 1-like. The coding region runs from base 1 to 1563 and encodes 520 amino acids. Lineage: Eukaryota; Metazoa; Chordata; Actinopteri; Cypriniformes; Cyprinidae. Gene Ontology annotation, molecular function: RNA binding. The record is from RefSeq and is a predicted model, not a curated record. The transcript is spliced from 13 exons.